This is a messenger RNA of Arachis duranensis, 390 nucleotides long. Its product is annotated as probable LRR receptor-like serine/threonine-protein kinase At2g16250. The record is from RefSeq and is a predicted model, not a curated record. Gene Ontology annotation, molecular function: protein binding. Gene Ontology annotation, cellular component: plasma membrane. The transcript has 2 exons. Lineage: Eukaryota; Viridiplantae; Streptophyta; Magnoliopsida; Fabales; Fabaceae. Bases 1 to 390 code for a protein of 129 amino acids.
AUGGUUUUUGUUGCUUCAACUUCGAUCUUCAUUGGCUAUAAGAGCAAAAAACUGGCCAAGAAAAACCGAACCAUGCCAGAACUGGACCGGGAUUCAUUGCCAAAAGGGUUCAGUUUUGUGCUUAAUGGUUCUAUUUCUGAGUGGUUUGGUGACAAAAGCAAUAACAACUACCUUGGUGCACUCCAGGUGCUUGAUUUAAGUUCUUGCUCAAUAACUGGCUCUAUUCCUGAGUCAAUUGGUGGUUUGAUUUUGUUGAAGUCUGUGUUACUUUCUGGGAAUAGCUUAACUGGUAGAAUGCCUUCAAGUUUGGGAAUGUUGUCUAAUUUAUCUAUGCUUGAUCUCUCAGGAAAUGAACUUUCUGUGCUUGAUCUCUCAGGAAAUAAACAGUAG